UCACUUAGAAACUUUUAACUAAUCCUUUAACAAGAAUCGCGGAUGCUCUAACCGAUGCCGCAGAGAGAGCUCUAAAGCCAUUAGUUUAUUAAUAAGGUGACCAAACUUCUUCGUGUCGCUUUGAUGAACUCAUCUCGUUGUCUAUUUACUCAAAGGCUUACGGGGCGUCAAUGAACAAAAGUGGGUGGCUUUAUCGGGUUUAGUUCAACGCCUCGAAGGCGCCCCGGUAUCGUUCGAAGACUCAAGAUUUGUACAAUACAAAAUUAUUACAACCUAACUGAAGCAUAGUCACCAUACAAAGGGAACCCUUAAACUCACUCGUGUUAUAAUACGCAUGGUUUUCCGCUAGAGAACGUUAGAUCACACGUGCCGCGAAACUGAUUGCGUCGAUGAAAGAAACGCGGUCGCAUUUCGAGAUAACACCAGUGACACUCAUACAACACGCCAAUUAGACCAAGCGCUUAGAGAGAGUCGCAUCGAGACAAACCUUAUACAGUCAACUCCACGGAAGAACUAGCAAGUAAGCUGCGGGCUCAUUGUACGUGGGACUUCAGGAGAGACGCCACGCUAGCCUGAGCUUCGAGCUCCAGAACUAAGACAAGAUGGCAAAAAUUGUCCUCAAUCUUUUAAUUCUAUUUAUUGCUUCUUGUGACGCAAAAGAGAUUUCACGAAAAGAAGCCAUACGUAGUUUUGGGUUGCUGAACGAGGGAAAGCAGAACGACCCGCCCGUGCGACUGUCGCUGCCACCCGAGUUAAACUUUGGGAUUCUCCCCACCAACAUCAAUCGCGAGGAGCUUUUAGCGAUUUUAGGCCAAGAUUACGAUCGGGAAUACGUAGCGGAAACAUUCUCUGAAGUACUACUACGUAAAACGAACAAAAGCAUUUACGAUAACGAAAACUUCUAUCGCAAAACGCUAGUCAAGUCAAUGCCCGAAGGCCUGAGGAAACUGGACUUUCAAAUGCCAGGAGAGGGGAGAAACCUCGGCCCAAAAGCAAGUCGGAAACUACAGCUUUGGUUAUGGGAGCUUAGUUCUUGUCCUGUGUAUCAGAAAUGGAAGGACCAGGGCCAGUUAAUUUGGCCGAGGUAUCGCAACAUCGGAAGGUGUUCACGGAAGUCUACUUGCUCGUAUCCUGGUGGUAUGAAAUGCAAGCGGAGCAAGACAAAGAGAGUGGCGUUGUUACGGUGGUUCUGUCGCGGGAAACUCUGCCAGUGGUUAAAAUUUUUCGUUUCUGUGAUCACUGAAUGCUCGUGUCAAUGUUCAAAAAGGGAGAAGUCGCUUCCGAGCGCGUCUCAAUUGGUCAACGAUGCUGGACUCAGAUUGAGAUCGGGAGGAAUUUGAAUAAAAAAUCAGUAUGAGGGUAAAUGAGACGAUGGUGAUUGAAAACGAACACUCGGUGUUUUUCAGGACGGCGGUCAAGCAGGACAGACCGUAUAAAAUCAACGCAUGUUUUUUUACUGGAAUAUUCCGGGGAUAACGGGGCUCUCUGACUGCAGUCUGACAAAACGACUUCCGGUUCAUUGAAGCGCUGCGUCGUUUUAUCUCAAUUCGAAGUACUGUUAGAAGGGCGAAGGAAUUCAGGGGUUUUGUAUACUACGAGGACGCAUUGACUAUGCAGGAACUCGAAUCGGAAGAAGCAGCGAAGUGGAGAAUUGUACAAAUUCCGGCCCCUCUAAAAUCACGCGCCCUUGGGGUAUACGCAGAACAAAAAUUAGGAAAUAGAAUUAUUAUCUAUAGUUAAUAUAUGAAUAUACUUAUAAUGCUAAUAUCAUAUAGGUUUUAGGUAAACUGUCUAGUUCUCUCGUACUUAUAAUCAGCCAAUGAAAACUAGAGAAAUCAAUUACGACAGUGUGCUCAAAGAUGAUUCAAACUCAGUUAAAAGCUUAAACCAUAUAAACAGGCAAAGAAAACUUCUUCAAUGAUCAUCCAAAUGUUUGUUUUGUAGACGAUGUUGAAAGGCUUUCAAGAUUUUUCAAAAAGUCAUAGCGCGUUCAAGCUGAAACCAGAGACAAGGAGUCUCGAUUGGUGACAUAAUGUAAAAGAGACAACAAUACUGUUCCCUUGAAGGACCCGCCUCUCAAGCUUUAAAUAGAAAGGAAAGGUCCCGUAAAUAUCACCAAAUGAUCCAAAGUAGAACAUUCUCUUGAUAACACGAGCACCAAUUGUCAAAAUCAUUUCCGGCACAAGCUAGAACCCUGAGAUUUUUGCACACGACUGUCGUAAAAGCACCUCUCUAUUGUAAUUUCUGUAGAUAAGAUCUCUCGUCAGAAAUCUUUUAAUCGCACUAUAUAUCAAUUUAGAAGAUGUGAUUAUAAAGUCAAGAAAUACCCAUUUUCUUGUAUUAGGAAAUCAAUAAUUUUCUUCAGGAGAAACAGUUAUUUUAACUAUGAGUACAUGCAUUCUAACAUGACAUCGGCAACAAUUAUAUUUGUACAAAAUAUAUAGUUGUACACAAAUAUGUUCUACAAUAGAAUUCUUAGUAUGAGAAUAGUAAAAGAAUGGAAUCACUAAUAAAAAUGACAUUUUCUA
Messenger RNA from Nematostella vectensis (starlet sea anemone), 2528 nucleotides. RefSeq names its product noggin-1. NCBI's taxonomy places the organism in Eukaryota, Metazoa, Cnidaria, Anthozoa, Actiniaria, Edwardsiidae. The transcript has 2 exons. Bases 603 to 1340 code for a protein of 245 amino acids. Gene Ontology annotation, biological process: osteoblast differentiation; negative regulation of cell differentiation; dorsal/ventral pattern formation. The record is from RefSeq and is a predicted model, not a curated record.